AUGGCUGACGCCAUAUUGGAGCUUCUCGACCCUCACAUUGACGCCAAUGCCUCGGCAACAACGUCUCGUUCUCCGCGGUCACGCUCAACAGAUGCGACGACUACGAAAUACCUCAAUCGCCUGACGAGUCUAUCCCUCGAACAACUCAAGUCUGCCGAGCCUCAAUCCAUAUCUCAGUCUGCUCAUUCCACGCUUCUAUCCCUCCAGGCGCUCUCGAAUCGAUCCCACAAAGCCCUGAUUUCAUCAUCAGACCACCUUUCAACUCUUCGGAGCUUGGUACCGUCGCUGGAGCAGGAUGCCAAAAACCUACAAGAAGGAAUACCGCGACUUGACUCGGAGGCUGUGCGCUUCUCGACUACGUACAGCAAGUCUAGCGAGAACCCGCAUUUAGAUCGCCGGAAGAAGGCAAUGCAAUUAUCGCGAAAUGUCGAUAGGAUAUCGGAUAUACUUGAGCUCCCGGCUCUUCUUUCAACGGCCGUUUCUACUUCAUCCGCAACUGCUGGACCUGCUGCAGGGAGCUCAGUGUCAGCAAAUUACUCGACUGCCCUGGACCUCUACUCCCAUAUCAAACGACUGCAGACUUUCUACCCGGAUUCCCCUCUCAUAAAGGAUAUCAUUUUGCAGGCUGAGGAUGCGAUGAAAACCAUGACUACAAAUCUCAUAGCUGGUCUGAGGACACAGAAUAUUCGAUUAGCAGCCGCAAUGAGAACAAUCGGCUGGCUUAGGCGUGUAGCACCAGAGCUAGAACAUCCGCAACGAAAUCGCGGGUCCACUGCAUCAGGCGAGGGGGCUCUUGGAGCACUGUUUUUAGUGUGCAGACUGGCAAAUUUAGUUUCUACAUUGGAUGCUCUGGACCCCCUUAGAGAGUUGGCAGACCAAGAAACUCAGCGCCGAGUUGAAGCAGCGUCAAAAGAGCGAGUGUCGUCUUCUAAAUCCAGUGCAUGGACAGGAGGCCAACAAACGGAGCGGUUCUUGAAAAGAUACAUCGAGAUCUAUCGAGAACAGAGCUUUGCUAUUGUUUCGCUGUAUAAAAACAUAUUUACACCGGAGCCCAUUGAAAGCGACCACCAAAUGCCGACUAUUCUCCCUGGGCUAGAGCUCAAGUCCCUCAACCUGAAGACACAACCGCCUGCUAAGCGAAUAAGGAAGACCGAUCCCCUACAAGUGCUCCCACCUGCAGUUGCAACAUUUCCCAUGCACUUAGUGCGACUGCUUACAGACACGCUUCGUGCUUACCUUCCCAAUGUGCGAGACAAGAGCUCGAGAGAGAGCCUUCUAAGCCAGGUUCUCUACUGCGCAGGCAGUCUGGGGCGUCUAGGCGGUGACUUUAGCAUGAUCCUUACAGAGCUGGAGGGUGAAGACCAAGGCGAAGAGGAUGGUGAGAUCGUGCGUGAAUGGGAGGAGAUAACACGGAAACACCGUGCUCUUGCGGGUAGACUCGAGCAACUCACCAGCGGCCAACUUAGAGGUGCCUCCAGCAGUCCCAAGUAG
Messenger RNA from Talaromyces atroroseus, 1491 nucleotides. RefSeq lists its product as hypothetical. Gene Ontology annotation, cellular component: COG complex. Gene Ontology annotation, biological process: intra-Golgi vesicle-mediated transport; cytoplasm to vacuole targeting by the Cvt pathway. The transcript has a single exon. The coding region runs from base 1 to 1491 and encodes 496 amino acids. The record is from RefSeq and is a predicted model, not a curated record. NCBI's taxonomy places the organism in Eukaryota, Fungi, Ascomycota, Eurotiomycetes, Eurotiales, Trichocomaceae.